AUGCCCCCCGCCGCCUCCACCUGUUCCAAUCCAAAGCCCCUCCACGCCCGCCUCCUCCGCUCUGGCGCCCUCUUCGCCGACCGCUCCGCCGCUGCCCCCCUCGCCGCUGCCGCCUCCCUCGCCUCCCUUCCCUACGCCCUCUCCCUCCUCCGCGCCCACCCCUCCACCUUCUCCUACAACUCUGCCAUUCGCGCCAUCUCCCGCGGGCCCCGCCCCCACCUCGCCAUCUCGCUCUACCGCUCCAUGCUCUCCCACCCAACAACUACAACUACCCACCCCUCCUCGCCGCCUGCGCCCGCAUUGCCGCUUCCUCCUCAUCAGCUGCAGGCGCUGCCGUCCACGCCUCCCUCUUCCGCCGCGGCCUCGAAUCUCCCGAGCGCUUCAUCAGGGCAUCCCUCCUCUCCUUCUACGCCGCCGCGGGGGACUUGCCCGCCGCACGCCAGGAUGCUCGAUGCCGACGAGGUCACCCUGCUCGCGCUCCUUUCUGCCUGCGCGCACCUCGGCGCGCUCCACACCGGCCGCUGGUUGCACGCCUACCUCGCAAGGACCUGCUGCAUCCCCAUCACAAAAUAUCUUGGCACCGCGCUCCUCAACAUGUACAUGAGGUGCGGCGAUGUCCAAAGCGCAUGGUCUGUCUUCCACGCGACUCGCCACAAGGAUGUCCGCACCUGGACCGUCAUGAUUGCCGGGCUGGCUGUCAAUGGCUUCUCCACGGACGCUCUCACUUUGUUCAGAGAGAUGAAAGACCGCGGCAUACAUCUGGAUUCCAUCACCCUGACCGCCGUUCUGAGCGCAUGCGCGCAUGCUGGCAUGGUUGACGAGGGCAGGAGGAUCCUGCACCGUAUGUCUGUCGACCAUCAUCUGCAACCCACCAUAGAGCACUAUGGUUGUGCCGUUCAUCUGCUUGGCCGAGCAGGCCGGCUAGAGGAGGCACUGGCUCUUAUUAGAGCCGUUCCAUUGAAGGCUGAUGUUGCCUUAUGGGGUGCUCUCUUGGUGGCUUGCAGGUGUCACAAGAAUGUUGAGAUGGGGCAGAUGGUUGCGAUGGAAAUUCUCAGGUUGGAUCCUCAGCAUGCCGGGGCCUGGGUUUUCUUAUCUAAUGUCUAUGCUGCUGCUGGCAAAUGGGACCUUGUACAAGAGGUCAGGAGCUCAAUGAAAGAACAUGGGAUACACAAGCCUCCAGGAUCGAGCGUUGUCGAGCUUGAUGGUGUUGUUUAUGAGUUCUUUUCUGGGGAUCAUUCACAUCCUCAGUCUGAUCAGAUUUAUGCGAUGCUUGAUGAGAUAGGAAAAACCUUGAGCCUCAAAGGGCACAAGCCUGCCACUAAAGGAGUUACUUUUGACAUUGAUGAGGAGGACAAAGAAGUUUGUAUCUCGGAGCACAGUGAAAAGCUGGCAGUUGCCUUUGGACUGCUCAACACGAGGAGAGGGGAUGUUAUCCGAAUAGUAAAAAACUUGAGAAUCUGCGAGGAUUGCCACUAUGUCAUGAAGGUCAUUUCCGAGGUCUAUGAUCGAGUUAUAGUUGUUAGAGAUCGUAACCGUUUCCACCAUUUCAAGAACGGUUCUUGUUCUUGCCUGGACUACUGGUAG
This is a messenger RNA of Oryza brachyantha (malo sina), 1584 nucleotides long. Its product is annotated as pentatricopeptide repeat-containing protein At5g66520-like. Gene Ontology annotation, molecular function: RNA binding; protein binding; zinc ion binding. Bases 1 to 1584 code for a protein of 527 amino acids. The transcript is spliced from 2 exons. Gene Ontology annotation, biological process: RNA modification. NCBI's taxonomy places the organism in Eukaryota, Viridiplantae, Streptophyta, Magnoliopsida, Poales, Poaceae. The record is from RefSeq and is a predicted model, not a curated record.